AUGGCUGAAUUAUCAACUGGAAAUCCUCCCUUUUAUGAUAUAAAACAUGACAUGCCUUUAGCCUUAGAUAUUUGUAAAGGACUUCGUCCCGAAUUUGGAAAAGGAACUCCUAAAUUUUAUAAAAAAUUAGCUUAUAGAAUUUUGGUAUAUCUCUAUUAUACAUUAUGA
Funneliformis geosporum is the source of this 168-nucleotide messenger RNA. The record is from the annotation of a GenBank genome assembly. Lineage: Eukaryota; Fungi; Glomeromycota; Glomeromycetes; Glomerales; Glomeraceae.